CUUGUCCUCCCAGGAUCCCAUCUAUGGAUACUUCGAUGUCUUCACAGGAAGACAGUGGACCUACAGGUGGACCAUAACGCCGUGACUUCAUGAGAGGGAACUAAUUUUUUGGGGGGUGGACACUUUUGUGGGCGCCAUCGACCCAGAGUGCAGAUGUCUGAGGAGAACCUGGGUGAAGAGUCGGGCAGCUCGCCUGUCUCUCCUGAAGACAGCCUGAGCAACAGCGAGGGGGAGCUGGACCGAGAGCCGAAGAGAUGUGGGAGGAAGAGAAGACCGAGCAGGAAGAACGGGGAGGACUCAGAUAGCCCUACCCCUGGGAAAAGAGGGAAGAAGUCUAACAGCAGCAGCCCCCAGUCUUUCGAGGACCUCCAGUCGCAGCGGGUCAUGGCCAACGUGCGCGAGCGCCAGAGGACUCAGUCUCUCAAUGAGGCGUUCGCGUCGCUGCGGAAAAUUAUCCCCACUUUGCCCUCGGACAAACUCAGCAAAAUACAGACGCUUAAACUCGCAGCAAGAUACAUCGACUUUCUGUACCAGGUGCUGCAGAGCGAUGAGCUGGACUCCAAAAUGGCAAGUUGUAGUUAUGUGGCUCAUGAGAGGCUGAGCUACGCCUUCUCUGUGUGGAGGAUGGAGGGCGCUUGGUCCAUGUCAACAUCUCACUAACAUCUUGAGAAAUUAUGCCCUAAAUGGUGACUGCUGAUUCUACUUCUCAAUUUCUGACGGGAUAAAUCUGGAGUCCAAUGCUGGAUACAUGGGAUCACUCCAUUUGAACCAAAAAAACGACUGAAGCUUUUUUUUUUUUCUUCUUUUUUCCAAGAGGCCUGAUAGGGUCUUUCAGCCAUUUACACCAUACACCCCUCAUUCUGAUGUAUUUUAUGUUGAUGACGACGAAUGUUAAAAUAUCAUGUGUUUUUAAUGCAUGCCUUUGGGCUUAUUCCUGGGCUUACGCCGAAAUGCAUUUGAAGGAUUUGUCUCAGUUUUUGGUGUGAGACUGUCAACUGGUGGUGUAGCUCACAUUACAGGCUGUCUGUGUGGAUCAAACCUGUGCAAAAUAAAAAUAAAAAUAUUUUCAGAUUACAUUUAUUUAUUUAUUGGCAGGACGUGUCACAUUGAGGAAAACAUCCUGUGUCUGAAAUAGUCAAAAACAUUCCUAUUUUGUAUUAUCGCUUUUUUUGUAAAUGUUUGUACAUUUUUGCAUUAAAAAAGAU
Messenger RNA from Labrus bergylta (ballan wrasse), 1205 nucleotides. RefSeq names its product twist family bHLH transcription factor 1b (gene twist1b). Lineage: Eukaryota; Metazoa; Chordata; Actinopteri; Labriformes; Labridae. Gene Ontology annotation, molecular function: protein dimerization activity; DNA-binding transcription factor activity, RNA polymerase II-specific; RNA polymerase II transcription regulatory region sequence-specific DNA binding. Gene Ontology annotation, biological process: regulation of transcription by RNA polymerase II; developmental process. The record is from RefSeq and is a predicted model, not a curated record.